Messenger RNA from Dermacentor silvarum, 17341 nucleotides. It is a transcript of the gene Nos, whose product is annotated as nitric oxide synthase-like protein. NCBI's taxonomy places the organism in Eukaryota, Metazoa, Arthropoda, Arachnida, Ixodida, Ixodidae. Bases 1299 to 4859 code for a protein of 1186 amino acids. Gene Ontology annotation, molecular function: heme binding; flavin adenine dinucleotide binding; FMN binding. The record is from RefSeq and is a predicted model, not a curated record. Gene Ontology annotation, biological process: nitric oxide biosynthetic process. The transcript has 26 exons.
CGUCCGUCCGCGGCCGGGAAACGCAACCGGUCGCCGGGCAGCUCCGAGACACGCACAGCACGUGUGUUUUGCCGCCGCCGCGGAAGGCCAGUUCGACCCGGAAUGCCAGCAGGGGCGGCCGUGUCGCAAGCGGCUUGCCGCCACCGCUAGUAUCUACCAGCUCUUCGGGUGCAGGCGCAGUUUGUGAUCGUGAGGAGAGCGUUUGGCAUCGUGUCGUCUUGUGGUUCUGUCUCUGCUGCGACCCGACCCGACGAAAGACUCUCGAGAGUCGCUUCCGCCGAGUCUCUCAUCCUGAAUUAUCUGUGUGUGGCAGUAGCGGCUUCCUCCUGGACCAGUCUUGCUCCUGGACCAGUCUUUCUCCUGCGCCGUUCCUGCUCCUGGGCCAGUCUUGCUUCUGGGCCAGUUGGGCGCCUGGGUUGGUUUUACAAUAAUCGCCCUUAUGCGAAGCAUCACCACUCGGGAAAGUGCUCCUUUUUAAGCAGUGAAAGAAGUCCUCGUGUUCUGCUGGAGAGUCGCCCUUUUGUGUGGUCUGGCUGUUGUCUCAAUCUCGCGUUGUACGGAGAUUUCCGGUUGUCAGCGAGCACUUCUUCGGGUUAUACUCUAAGCGCCGGAGUAGUCGCUCACGCUUGGAUUACACCCAACAGAGCUCCCCGGCCACUUGUCAGUGAUGUCCCCCAUCGGAACGUCCGAUUUUCUUAUGGGAAACGCCCCUUGUGAAACGUAGCCGUGCUUCGGCAUCGGCUGUCGUCUGUGACGACCACCCGGUGGGCACUACUUAGCGUCUCGUACGGGUUGACUGAGAGAAAGUAGUUUGUUUUUGCUUUCUCUUUGGAGGUCGUUCGAAGUGUUGUCAUCAACAAGUGCUUCUUUGUUUGCACCUCCUGUUUGGAUUACCUUCGCUUCAACGAGCCGUCUCUAACGCGACGGCCAGACACCGCCGGAUUUCAUCCCGUGGUUACGCCAACAGCUUGACGCUUCCUCGGUGCUGCAAAAAAGAGGAUUAGUGCUGGCAUCGUGAAUGGUGUACUUGUGAAUGGUAUGCAUAUGCCCCCUUGGUUCCGAGUACAAUCACUUGUGUUGUCAAGGGGUAGCGGGGGGAUUAGGAUUGCUAAACAACCUUUAGCAUUUACCACCUUCUGCCGUUAGGCUCGCUGGAUUUUGAGCACCUCUACAGUUUACAAUUGUACGCGGGAUCACCUACUAGCACCGUGGUUCCGUGGACACAAGAAGCGCCACCGAAGUUCGCUGUUCAACGACAGCACUUCAAUAACGUCGCAGUAGCCAGGAACACGUGAGCAAUGGCUGACGUGAUAACACACAGCGUUGGCAAGGAUGCGGUUGACUGCGCGUGCCCUGUGAUGGAAAACCCCUCGUCGGUCCAAUCACCAGUGCAGGCUCCAAGAAAAGACAGCGCCUCUGGUAUUGAGACGUCUGCGGAAAGCGAUGGAGACAACUCCGCGAAGAGGCCGCUCAUCGUCCGCAACGUCGAGACCGGCAAGAUGCUCGUCGACUCCCUGCACAAAAUUGCGAGGAACCCGCUUCCGUGUUCGAGCACCAUCUGCCAGGGUUCGCUGAUGUGCGGCCCGGUGCGGCGGAACGGCAAGGAUCCUCGGUCCAAAGAAGAGGUGCUGCAGCAUGCCAGGGAGUUCCUGGACCAGUUCUACACGAGCAUCAAGAGGUUCCACUCCAAGGCCCACGAGAAGCGCUGGGCGGAGGUGGAGCGCCAGGUGCAGGCGCGUGGCACCUACGACCUCACCGAGACGGAGCUCGUGUUCGGAGCCAAGCUUGCCUGGAGGAACUCGGCCAGAUGCAUCGGCAGGAUACAGUGGUCGAAGCUGCAAGUAUUCGACGCACGACACUGCUACACUGCAAGGGACAUGUACGAAGCCAUCUGCGCUCACCUCAAGUACAGCACGAACAAAGGAAACAUCAGGUCUGCCAUCACCAUCUUCCCGCCGCGUACGGACGGCCACCAUGACUACAAGGUGUGGAACGCGCAGCUGAUACAGUUCGCCGGACACAAGCAGCCCGACGGUAGCGUCAUCGGCGAUCCGGCCUCCGUAGAGCUCACAGAGAUAUGCAAGAAGCUGGGCUGGAAACCUCAAGGAGGUCGCUUCGAGACGCUGCCCCUGGUUCUUUCAGCCAACGGCGAAGACCCGGAGAUCUUCGAGAUUCCCGAGGACCUCAUUAUGCGAGUCAAGAUUACGCACCCAAUCUACAAGGCAAUCGACGAGAUGCAGCUGGAGUGGUACGCCGUGCCCGCUGUGGCUAGCAUGAUGCUCGACGUGGGCGGUGUCGAGUUCACCGCCUGCCCCUUCAACGGCUGGUACAUGGUCACCGAGAUAGCCGUCAGAGACUUCUGCGAUGCACAUCGCUACAACCUGGCCGAGGAAGUCGCGACUCGAAUAGGCAUCGACACCAAAAGCAAUUCGAGCCUCUGGCGGGACCGGGCCGCAGUCGAGCUCACCCUGGCUGUCAUGCACAGCUACCAGAAGGCGAACGUGACCAUCGUGGACCACCACUCGGCGUCGGACCAGUUCAUGAAGCACAUGGAGAAUGAAAACCGGCUGCGUGGAGGCUGCCCCGGAGACUGGGUGUGGAUCGUGCCACCGCUCAGCGGAAGCCUCACGCCCGUGUUUCACCAGGAGAUGCUUUACUACCACCUCAAGCCGAACUACGAGUACCAGAUGCCUGCCUGGAAGACGCACGUGUGGCAGAAGAAGGCGGACGACCAGCGACGGCAUUCCAGGAAGUUCCGCUUCAAGGACAUUGCCAGCGCCGUGAAGUUCACCUCAGCCAUGUACGGCAAAGCCCUGGCAAAGCGCGUCAAGGCGAAGAUCCUGUACGCCACCGAGACGGGAAAGUCCGAGACCUACGCCCGUGUGCUAUGCGACAUCUUCCUGCACGCGUUCAACGCGUCGGUUGAGUGCAUGGAAGACUACGAUUUCGUCAACCUGGAAUUCGAGCCCCUGCUGCUUGUCAUUUCAAGCACUUUUGGCAAUGGCGAACCGCCCGAGAACGGAGAGGUCUUCGCUCGAAACCUACAAGUCAUGAAGAGCUGCAGCCCCUUCGGACCGGAGGGUACGACUCCGAGGACGACGUCAAUGUCCUUCGUGCGGAAAAACAGCGUCAAUGCCUCCGAGAAUGACGUCGGUUCUCCGCCGCCACCCCACGAGGCGUCGGACCUUGGACCCCUCAGCAAUGUCAGGUUCGCUGUGUUCGGACUGGGUUCCAGCGCGUACCCCAACUUCUGCGCGUACGGCAAGUACGUGGACAAGAUCCUGGGAGACCUGGGCGGGGAGCGCAUCUGCAAGUUGGCCACCGGAGACGAGCUGCGCGGACAGGAGCAAUCCUUCCGAGUGUGGGCCAAGACUGUCUUCGAGCAAGCGUGCGAUGUGUUCUGCGUGGGCGACGGCAUCGGGCCGAUUGAAAUGACACCCUCGAUGGAGGAGAACAUCGCCUGGUCGCCGGACAAGGUGCGGCUUUUCCAGAAGGCCACCGACAAGAACCCGCCCCUAGGCUUCGGUCUGUCCAAGGGUUCCAGUCGAAAAGUCGUCGCGAGCAGACUGGUGUCCAGGAAGGUUCUGCAGUGGGACAAGGAAGACGACAAGAAGACCAUCAUGGUGGUGCUCGAGGCAAGCGGUGACAGUGAGCUCAAGUACGCGCCGGGCGACCACAUCGGCAUCUACGCUGUCAACCGUGACGAUAUCGUCAACGGCAUCGUGGAGCGCCUCGCGCCUGGAUCGGCAGAUCCGGACGCUGUCUUCAGGGUCCAGUACCGGGACAUCGUCCAGAAUCCAAUCACGGGCGAGCAGAAAGAGACGUGGCAGGACAACGGCCGCCUGCCUCCGUGCUCCCUGCGCGUGGCUCUGCGCCGCUACCUGGACAUCACGACGCCGGCAUCGCAAGAGCUGCUCAAAUACCUGGCCGCCAUGGCAUCGGACGAGAGCCAGCAGGAGCAGCUGCAGACGCUCGCGACGAAUCUGGAGAAGUACGAGGACUGGAAGGCGCACAAGUUCCCGCACCUGCUGGACCUGCUCGAGGAGUUCCACUCGGUGCAGCCGACGCCCGAGCUGCUGCUGUGCAUGCUGCCCCUGAUCCAACCGCGCUUCUACUCCAUCAGCUCGGCGCCGGAAGCCUAUCCGGGCCAGAUACACCUCACCGUGGCCGUGGUCACGUACCGAACAGAGAAUGGCACAGGCAAAAAACACUACGGUGUGUGCUCCUCGUUUCUGGACACCAUUGACCCAGGAGAGGAGAUUGCUUGCUUCGUCAGAAUUGCGCCAAACUUCCACCUGCCAGAACAGAAGAACGUUCCCGUGGUGCUCGUCGGACCGGGGACAGGUAUCGCCCCCUACAGGAGCUUUUGGCAACGACGCUAUUGUUCUAUGCAGGGUGUCUACCAAGAAGGGCAACCGUUCUACGAAGGCCAGAUGGAUCUCUACUUCGGAUGCCGCACAAAGGAAUCGCAGCUAUACGCUGAGGAAGUGCAGACAAUGAAAGACGCGGGCGCAUUGCGGAACGUCUUUCUCGCCUUCUCCAGGGUUCCAGGCCAGGAAAAGUGCUACGUCCAAGAUCGACUGCACGAAAGGGCCGAGGAGCUAUACAAGCUGCUCACGAAAGACAACGGCCACCUGUACGUCUGCGGCGACGUCAUCAUGGCCGACGGAGUCAACAAGGCAGUGCGCGCCAUCCUGCGAGAUCAGGGAAACAUCUCGGAGGAGAAGGCUGAGACGCUAAUGGACAAGCUCAGGGAGGAGAACCGCAUCCACGAGGACAUCUUCGGCGUCACCCUGCGCACCGAGGAAGCAACGAGAAAAAGUCGGGAGGACGCCAAGCGGAGGAGCACCCACAAGUGACACCCGCUGGCCGGCCUGCCCGACUCCUUUGGCUCGCUCACUUUCUCCAGGAUCAGGGCCCUCCUCACCAACUGCGCUUCGCCGGGACACGCGAAAUGACGACACCUGUCGCCGCCACCACGGAGGCGGGACUAGUGUGCGCAACCUCUUUCCUCCCCCGACCUCCUCUCCCGUUCCGCGCUUCCCCCGUGUUAUACUGCUAAACGUGCCGAUUGUCCUGACGGUGCAACCUUGUCCUGCAACCGAUUAAUAUUUUAUUUAUGGUGCCAUGCUCUAUUCAGGACACGUGAUCCUCAAACGAGCUUGACUCUCUCUUCUUCCGUUGCACAGUUCUAGCUUCGCUUCUGCGGAUGAUUGACCCACCGAUACGUGGACGCCGUAGGGUGCCAGGACACGGGGCGACAUCUGCCGGAAUCGAGCUUAACCGAAUUUUUUUUUUUUUCUUUUUGCCGCAACUGUUGCCGUUACGUGCGGUUCCACUUGCUUGCAGAGUGCGGUGCGUCGAAUUUAGAGUUCUAAAGUUUAUUCAUUCCACAGAAGCUCACAAGAUAUCGCCGACAGCUAUACGAGGCUCGCGGCUAUGUCUUCUCCUGGUCCACUGCAGGCCUUCGUCCUGCAGUGGACAUAUAUAUAGGCUGAUGAUGAUGAUGAUGAUGAUGAUGAUGAUGAUGAUGAUGAUGAUGAUGAUGACUGCACUUGUCAAUGCGACGGCAAAACGCCCAGUCGGCACCUCACUUUAACAAGGACACUGAAUGGAAUAUCAUAGCAAACAGAAAUUUCUGUACUGCUGAUUGAAAUGGCAGUUUAUUACCGACAAAAAAAAAAACUGCGCUUGUCUUGCAAUGUUAUCAUUAAUAAGACAUACUGCGUGUGUGUUCUGUUAGUCUACAGGAUACAGUUGCACCGUCUGAGCAGUCUUGUGCGGUGUAGCGCGAUUCUAGCAUGUUCCCCAUCUUCCUAUACCCGCGACUUGCUCAAGAACACCUAGAGCACAUCGUGCACGCACGCAUCACUACUAUGUCACGUGGUGAACGCGCACUAUUACGCACACAACGACGCGCGCAAUAGUGUGUGUCCGUGUGUAAUACACUGUCAUGUUUCGCCCACGUAUGUCUACGCAGAAGGAAACCCAGGGCACACGGAUCCACAGGGUUAUGUUCGCACGGUGCAAUAUGUACGCACUGUUGCCUUAACCUCAAGAAGGGAAAGCUGAAGUAGCGAUAUGCUUAGCAACAAUCCAACCUUGCAAACCCGCUGUCUCCGAGAUCAGUGUUGUAUUAUACACAGAACCAACACGGCAAGAGUUGCACGUCGUCUUUUCGUGUAGUAUUCGGGUCCCGCUCAUCUGGACCAAACUUUUCAAGUCUGGUCCGCAUGCCAAGUCGGUCACAAGUUCGUGCACCGCCACAUACUGCUCAUUGAUAGGUAAUGUUCUCUUUUUCGUCUUCUUCUUCUUCUUCGGUAGAUAUGUGUACAUGGGCGCUAACCGGAAGCGGACAAUGUGACCGCGAUCGUUGUGCAAAAGCUCCGAUUCAGUGAGCCACUGAGUGGCCUAUUCUGAAGAGUUAUCCUGCUGAACAAAAGAUGGCUGCCACUGCAUCUCAACUUCAUAGGGCGCAUAACAUAAUCUAGUUACUCGGACGCUCUCAGUGUCAGCGUGCAUGCGAUUGAGCAUCGGUACGCUAAACUGGACUUGAUAGUCGUAGUAAAACAUGUUUAUUCGAGACAGGGAUGGUCCUUCUUCGUUGAUUCGUGACAUCGUGUAAGUGUACUUCCUUAAAAUAAAACUUUGUUAGUCAACUAGUACCCAAGGUUCACAAUCGCACCAGGCUGAACUGGUCUCCCUGUGCUUUUCCUUGCAUUUAGUAAUUGCGCAUUGGUAUGCGCGCAUAGGUGCGACAAAAAGCUGGACGCGAAUAUUUUAUUCCAAUCUAAACCUUUGUCCGGAGGGAAGGUCUAAAGCAACGACUCGCAGCUCCGCGAACACUUUAACACCUUGUCAGUUCCACAUGAUCAAACCUUCUUGGUAUUACCAAGACGUGUUGCGCAUGGCCCGGCAACCGUUGUGCCAACAAACGCUAACACUCGCGUUCAGAGCUUGUUAACAGACCAAUGUACCAGCUGCGCCAAUCCUUCUCUAAAUACUUCUUCACAUUCCGUAGUGCUACUGCGAAGACUGCGCUUAUAAAUAUUUCGUCUUCAACCGUUCUCAUACAGUGUCAGUCCACAAAAUUAAUGCAACUGGACUAUCUUUACAACGCUGUAAUAUUCAGAACUUGUGGGAAGCAUCCCAAAAGAAUCCCAUACGACGGCGAGUCAACAAUCUUUUGAAUGAAAGCUCCAUAUUCUACAAGAUCGUUAAGCUGCAGCGAAGGCUGUAGUGCAUAGUUGAAAAUGUUUUACGCUCGUACCACAACCACAGCUCAAGAAAUCCCAAGCAGUGCUGUUCCGGCUUGCUGUAUCCCUCUCCGGAAUUACUUGUAGUUUUAAAAAUGCACUUGUGCGCAGUAGUGUACAAGAAAAAGAUUACCACGUAACAGUGAAUCUUCUCCCACAACAAUGUUAGUGGUACUCCGCAACUGGUGACAAACCAAAGUCAUCGUGUCUCCGAAACUUUAGACAAAGACUGUACGCCUAAGCCUUAGAACCGCAUCCAAGAACUGAGCGGGCGUGCCAGCACGCAUUUACGGAAAUAUGUUGAAUAGCGCCUACAAUGCAAACACAUAAAGCCUGUAAUAGCGAUCGCGCAUAGCGUGCUCAAGUGUGCGCCUGCCAAUAGGUCACGGAUUCCGACCAUGCCUGAUGCACCGAAUGCUGGUGGUUUAUGAACACACGCUUUCCUUUAUCGCAAGCCACGCCUUGCCCGGGCAUCGCACCCCAGGGCAACGUGCUCGUUCACGGCCUUGGCCCCGAUAUCUCUCGCGAGCGCCGAGCCGCAUUUCUCGGUCACUUAUCUACAAGGAGCACUUUGCACGUCAUAGAGAGAUUAUAAGGCAGCGAUAUGUCAACGACGAGCGUCAGUGAUGGCAAGGCGAAAGGAAAAAAAAUUAUCUGCCUCCAAAAACUCCGAGUUCCCGUAUCACAGCUACGUCAUGCGUCGUUCGUCAUCUGUCUUUCGGCGCGCGUUGCGACUCAUGCAACUUGAAGUUGCGUACUAAAAGGUCACUCUACGGCAGCAAUGUCUCAGGGUCUUUUCCAGUAUCCCUAACGAUUUAGCCAUGGCGAUAGAAUAAGCCCUGGGGUCAAUGUGGGUGGUGCAGGUAUUCUGUAAACCUCUACCCGCAGGCGAAAAGCCUCAGCGGAAUACGGGUUUCGGUCGUUCGGUCAGCUGCGAAUAUUCGCUUAGAAUAUUUUCUGGACUCCUCGUUCAUUCGUGACCACGUGAUAGUUGCCGAUGGCCGCAGCUGACAGUCAGACGACUAUACACUCAGUUUGUCCGUUCAAGAAAGCUUGUACCGAAACGCGCGAAGGGAAUCGCUACGAGGUGGCCAGAUUACGUAGCCGGAAUCAAUUUUUUGGUGAACUCUGAAAGCGCUGCUAAGUUUUAUUUCGACGGAGAGCUAAACAACACAGAUGGACGAAAGAGCGUGUCAGUAAUGUUCUGCGUACACGUGUAGUUUCGGCUUCGCUACAGCUUACAAGGACCUAUAGGUACAUCAAAUGGGCAUUCGAAAGUUCGAGGUUCCAAAGUUCGAGUUCAAGGUUCAUAAAGGAUUUAUGCGAGAUUGAAGCAGGUGCCACAAUAAUUUGCCACCGUUUUGAGGGAAGCAUUAAGAUAUAUCCUUGGCCGCAAGGGGCUGCAGCCCAUGACGAAGAAAAUUUAUUUCUUUAAAACGUCGGCACUAUCUGGAGCACUCCUUUGAUCCCAGUUCUUCGUUCUACCGUGUACUGACAUCGCCGUCGCCCGCGACACCAUUGUCACUGCGUCGAUGUUAAGAUCCGCCGAGUGCAUGCAAGUGGGUCACGAAAGCGCUUACACGCCUCAACGGCCGGACAACCCGAGUCGGGUGCCGGUUAAUACGCCCAUAGUUCUCUCGCAAAGGCAGGCCGAUGUGAGGAUUGUCCGGACGUAUCUAGGCCGGCCUUUCUUCUCCUUGCUUCGUCGCCGUUACUGUUUGUUUCGUCGGUCGCAACAAGUACGCACACACCGAGCCCUCAGAGAUGCAAAGGCUAAUAACGGAUGCAAAAAAAAAAAAAAAAAAAAACGUGAGGCGCUUGGAGGGGAGGUGGCCGCACGCACUACAAUGCCUGUCGUGCUUAGACGAGCGCCUUCACGCGCAUCUCGCGCAACGGCCUUCGAGGCCCUAAUUGUGACGUCCCGAGACAAUUCAGGCGUGACGACGCACGCUUCGUUAUCAUGCGACUAAAACUCUGCGCGCACACCCCUACAUGCGCACGUGACCGCGUGUACACCAUACGGAGCAACCUGCUGCGCUUGUACGCACUACCGUACACACACACAUGCGCUCCCGUUUUUUCUACAUGUGCCAGUGCCUAUCCCUCCAUGUCCACUUCCCCGCGUAUAUGUACGUACUUCUCAAGCCCACGCCGCCGCCCGCCUCUGUACAAGCUCUGUGCGUCCGCCGCCGAGUCUGAGUGCACGUUGUUAACUGUCGCGCGCAAGCGCCGUGCUUUCUGCGAUCCAAUUCCCGCGCACCCCGUGUAUAAACGUCGCCGUCGCUUGUAUAAAGGGUUUCCCCCCCCCCCCCUCCUUUUCUCCCGCUUGCUCGAAGCGGCAGCCUUCGCCGUCGCCUGUUUUAAACGAGCCACGUUCGUUUGGCAACGUUGUGGGGAGCUUGGCGUGUGUAUGUCUAAAACGGUUGCCCGGGAGCGGAAGAGAGAGAGAGAAAAUAUAGAGAGAGAGAGUUGUUAUAGUUUCUUGUGCUCCGUUCAGAGGUGCAGCAUUUUACAGAGCAUUUAUGUGUACAAAAGAGUUUCGCUCGAUGUCUCACCCGCGAUACACAUAACCCCUCCUGUCCUCCGUUAACCCGUUUCAGCCCAAGCGUGUGCUUAAUGUUUCUUCGAGAUAACGUUCGCACCUCCUCGCGUUUGAUGCGGGAGGCUCUACUGAAGGAAGCGCUGACGUCACUGCUUUGGUGUAGAGAGUCUGUCUGCCACUGUCGCUUGGUGGAGAGAAAGUAUUUCUGGGUAUUGCGUCAUCUCUGGCAGAAACUGGGUUAGGGACUAAGAGUGUCAAAUGACUCUUGCGUGCGGGUACAUGCCGUUGCAUCUGAGGUAAUCAAUUAGUGUCUCGUUGCAACGUGGUAAUAUCGGGGAUAAUCAGGAUGGAUUGUGGUUGACAGUCGUGAAGUAAGCGAGUGUUUGUCCUUGUUAUGGCUUCAAUCUCACGGAUAUCAUGCUGCGAGAAUUCUUACCGUUCUUAUCGAUUAUACUUAACUCGGGGAUGAUGAAGUGUUGGGGGUUGUAAGCUGCUUUUAGCAUAGAAACAGGCAGCAAUAUAAGAUACAGGGCAUCUACGCGCAAAACGGUGGCGUCCGUGCAAAAUUAAAGAGGUGCACUACGGGUGAGAGUAUUUUUGAUCGUUCUCGUGCUCAUGGCGAUUGCUGUUCUGUGCAGAAGAAGAAAAAACAAAAACAUGUGGUUUUUGGUGGAGAGAAAUAGGUGGAGAGGUCAGAGACCCUAUCGUGUGCAAGUGAGCGUUCCAGCAUUUUUUUUUUCAUAAUCUUCAGUGUGCGAUUACCAGUGUGUAACUAUCAGAGCGUGCUAUCAUGACCAUCUCGAGAUUUCCCCCCAGUCUCGUGGUUUUUUUUUUUUUUUUUUCUGGCGAGUAAUUUUUUUUCCCGAGACUCUGUAGUAUUAGUGGCUGCUGCCAGUAUAUCUCCUCCGCUGUUCUAUACUAUAUCUCUGCCAGUCACUUGUAGCGUCGCCUGCGCGCUGUAUUCUUCUCCGGGCAUUUGUACAUAGCGAAACUAUCUAACUGAGGUUGCUGAGCUCCGCAAGUUUGCCAGCAUCGUGCGAGGCAUAUAAUGUGUGAAAUGCUCCUACGCUAUGACCAUGACCGUAUAUACACUUCAAGAAUCACGAGAGUGCUAGCAAUCUUCAAACUGCGUCACCCACGCUUACUGAUAAGCUCAUUGGUGGGAAUAGAGGACGUAUGCCCCAGAACUGGAGUAUGAUAACUAUCAAUGACACGGCGAAAUGCGAGACGCGCUGUUAAUCUUGAAAAAGGAGUUGCUGGCACUUUCUUCAUUCUUAAGAGUGUAGAGCGUCAACUCCCCGGCCUUCAGGCACAAAUCUCGGCCUCGUCGUAACUGCGAGGCUUUCCAGCUCAAAUACCUUCUAUUCCUCCACAUCUUCCGACGCAUCAAUGCUGCCAAAUAGUCAGCUUCCUUAAUUUCAUUUUAAUUUUACUUGAAGCGUUUCGUAGCUUGCUAGCCUGAAAGGUCUUUUUUUUUUCUUCCUGCGUUCGAUUUGGGGGGGGAGGGGGGGGGGCGAAAAUGCUGGUACUUCUACAUAAUUCUGUUUUCGCAUCGUGCAGACGGUUAGCGAUAGCUCGUAGCCUCGUUUGAAUGCUAAAAGGAAAUUAAUUCGAACUGUUUGGAACGUUUAAACGCUGGCUUCUCGUGCAUAGAAAAUUAAUGUCGACGACGAAGUGAUUUGGUAGAAAUUACAACUGGGGCGCCGCUCGAACAUACGAGGAGUCACGCGAAGAAAAUUCAGUGCAUGUUAUCUGUGUUUUCUUCAGAACUAACGCGUUUGAGCACCGUCCAUGUUAACAUUUAGCAGUGGUGUGUUGCUGUCACACUCCGCGCACGGUGUCGUAAGCGGCAACCACAUGAAGCGCAUAUUCAGCGUAUUCUCGGCGCCGCGCGGCGUCGGCGCGUCCAUAUCGAAUUGCGCGGUGACUGCAGUUUGGGCCUAAACAGGCUUCAUGUGGUGAUCGAAUAACUUGUUGUACCAUAAGGUACCCGUUCGGACCUAUUUUAAAGCCAGCGUGGUCCUAACUCGUUCCGAAAUGUACGCGACGGCGCCGGGCAAUGGGACGUCAAAAAUACAGCGCGUACGUGUUUCAUGUGGUUGGCGUCUUAAGCGCCAAUGUUAUGUGCGUAAAGAAAAUUCCACUACCCGUACGACUUGUCGUCGCAACAAGACAUCCAACAAGAUUCUAGAACAGGUUGUCCGUACGCAUGAUUUAUGAAUGUAUCCUUACACUGAAACAUUCUUCAGUUUCUUACUGUCGUAUUUAUUCUAUUCCAAAAUAUAAAUGCAGUGACCUAUUAUAUUGAAAUGGGACGUAGAUAAGGGGAGAAGAUUGCCAUGUGGAGCAAUGCUACAGGAAGGUUUCAUUUUCUUUUUUCUCUGCAAAUUUAUUAUGAAUAAUUUUAGACUCCUUUGUUAACUCGGACACUUUUGCAAUAAUCGUUAUUUUGAUUAGCCUAAGGGGUCACUUUGAAAGCAUAUUGGGGCGUAAAACUCGAAGAGGGAAGCAACUGCGAUAUUUUCAGAAAUAGUCACAUGAGUAUCGUACGUGCUUUGCUAGCGACAUCUGUACUUAAUUUUCUUUCUUAUUCCACUACUCAGUCUGCAGCUUAAUGGGGAAUACUUAACUUUUCGGGUAAAUAGAGUAAAUUUAAGUGCCUUUCUCUACUUAACCUAGCAUAAUUAGUUAGCUGUUAAAGCCAUAUCAAAGGCAUUUACAGAGGUAGCUUGUGCUGCAGCUUUGUUACAUAGUCUACGUUGUUGUUGCUAGCUUUAGACAUGAAAGAAAAGUUCACUGCUGACGAGACAUCAAGCUGUAUAUCUUAAUCUGUAUUGUUGCUUUUUUUUAACUUUGUUUAGUUUACACUGGGACGUAGAGCUCGGCAGACGUUUAUAAUGCUAACAUUUCCAUCAUUUUGGAAGCAGACGACCAGCUGUGUAUCUGAACUGGUUUUGUUGCUUCGUUUGCUAAUUUGUGUAUACGGCGGUCUGGCACGCAAGGGAUAUAUUUAGCUCCGCAGAUGUUUUACCAAGCUAGACUUUCCCACUUAUUUGGAAGUAGACUACCAGCUGUAUGUCUAAAUCUACUUCGUUGCUUUGUUUGCAUCUUUGCUUAUGCUCUACGGUUUGGCAUGCAAGGGACAUAGAGCUCGGCAGGUGUUUUAACAUGCUAAACUUUCCAACGUUUUUCGAAGCAGACGACAAAAAAAAACCCGUCAAGUCCCAGUGUCUGAACACAAGUGUGUAACCGCACAUCAUAAUGACAAAAAAAAUAAUUAUAAAUACGUUUGCCCGUAGAUAUCGGCACUUGCGACCUAUUAAUAAACUUCGUUUUGCUAGCAAGGGAGGUUAAGAUGCAUGACAAGAUAGGGAAUAAUGUUCAGGUUUAAUCACAUCUAUUUCCAAUUUUCUUCUUCUUUAUCGUUUUACUUUUCUCCUUUUUGUUCCAAACCUUCGGUGCUAGUCUCUUCUUAGGUGGUCGCACUACGCUGAAUUUUUCAGUCUCGCACAUAAAGGAAAGAAAGCGAACGUACACGUGACGUCACAUAUGCCAUAUUGGUGUCCUUUUUCACGGCUUACACUAUGCUGCUGCUGGAGAUAAGGGAAUCCAGAUAGCGCCUCGCUUUUCACAGUGCUGGCUGUACAACAUGGUGGCCUCGAUGGCGUCAGUGCAUUAUACAUAACCCCUUAUGUUCACCCGUUUGUUCGUUGCCGCGACGUUGAUUCUUUAGAUCUGCUGCACCUCUUUAUACCUAUGCAUACCUUUAAUUUCCGGACUAAUACGGACAUUAACAAAUGUGUAACAAAUGUUGGUUGUGUCUUUCUUUUUGUCCUUCCUGUGGAAAGAACUUUUAGUUUUUAUUCCGGGAAAUUAUGAAGUAUUGGUAUUUCUUCUUUUUUUUUUUAUUUCUUUUGGUGCAGCAGUCAUUUUGACUGAAGGUACUUGAAGUAAACAGAAAGGAUUUGUGGUGAUUUAAUUGAACAGGGACGCAGUUUCUCAAGAAUAUUUAUUUCUUUAGCUUGAGCGAACUGCCUACACUACAACGGACAGUUGCAUCUCACUGUGAUCUGUGAAAAUCUAUGAAGCUUGUUGACUAUGUACGGGGUUUUCAUAUUGUAAAGUUCUUAAAUAAGUUGAAACAGCUGUCAAACGCACAUUGAACGCUUGAAGGUCGUUGAAGUUCAGCUGUUUAAAUGUUCGUUUUUGUUAAAUUUUCCUGUUGCUUCGUUGUUGUGAAACUUGUUACGUGGUAUCCAUCAUUGAUUGAUGAAGGAUGAUAGCUCUUUCCAGAAACACGUGUCCACGAACGCAGAAGACAUGCACAUUUCAUGUUUGUUCCGGCGUCAGUAUUCUUCUGUCUCGAUAAAGAAGCAUGACAGUUAUUUUCAUGGCCUGUUUCGAACCUAAUAAUUGAGGUUAUAUGAUGAGCUGGUACUGCUUUGCAUUGCAUUUCUCGGAAAACGUCUUUUUGAAAACUACUAUUCAGCCAUACUUUUUUUAGCCACAUUUCUUUUUUUUAAGCCCAUGGCGUGUUUACAAAACAAUCUUUAUCAACUUUCGUCAAGCUCCCUAGAUUCCUGCACGCCGACGCGGUGACGUCUUAUUAACAAGUGUAUUGAGCAUUGCGUGUAAUAAACUUGUCGACAUGCGAAGUUAUACGAGUAGCGACUGUUUCCCGUUAACGGACCUCCGCUUUUGAGGCCUGGUUCACUAAAUGUAAUCCCAGGUUCGUGCUUUGUUUUUUUUUUUUUUUUUGUAUUGAUGUUGCUACGCCUUUCAGGGAGCGGCUAAACGACGCUUCUUUUUUUCUGUAUGCAUUGUUUUAUCGCUUGUUCGCAUUUCCUUAAUUCAAGGGACACCAAAGGCAAAUGGCGAGGGUGACUAUAGACUGGUCAACUGCCUUCUUGAAAUCUUCUGACAAUGUUUGUCGGCGAGAAUAAAAAAAAAGAAAGUUGACUGACUAGCGAAAAUAAUCAUCAAACGCGAUCUUCCCCGUUCCGAUUUGUCGUCUAUGUCGUAACAAACGCUUCCGAGAUAGUUUAACGUUACGUAUUUCGCGGUAUUCUCUUGGAAAUAUUCUUUCUUGUUUUUUCUUCAAUAAAGCCCCCCUAUAAAUGUCGCCAGGCAGAUUUAAAAAACUAAAUGUGAGGACACCUCAGCACUUAUGAGUUGUGAACGCAAAGGCAUUAAUGUCCAUUUGAGCGCCGCUGAGCGGUCCUUCGAGUUAUGAACUCUUCGCGGGCAAGCGAGCGCAUUGGGACGUUUGGCGCGCUUUGAUUUGGCCUUACGGAGGCGCACUUAGAAAGCAGACGAGAGCUUGCGAGGGCAAGCAACGCGCGGAUAACGCAGGAUUCCGAGAGCGGGGGUGACGUGGCGUCGCGACGAUGCCCUCUCCCCCUCACGCAAUACCUGGCGCGCUAAUGCAGCAGCAGGCUUUUGCCCGCUCUGCUCCGUCGAGGUGCGCUCGUGAUGUGCGUCGCAGCCAAUGGAAAAUUAGGUGCCGUUUCGCUCCCACGGACGACGGACGCCGGCUUUUUCGCUCAAUCGGCCAUUUGACGCUUUCGCAUCAAUUAUUGGAAAGGGGGUGAAGAGUUGUCCAACAGCAAAUUUCGCUGGGAGAACGCGAGAAUUCGGAAAUGCUGGAGAGCUCAUGUCAGUCUCGGAGACCGCAUAUGAUCAGCCGCCUUCGAGAAAAGGGAGCCGGCAUGAGCAAGCCGGUCUCGGAGGCACCUCCCAAGAACAGCGCGAAGAUCAGUGUUCUAGCCCUUGAAUUAAACUGACCACGCAUUCUGCCCAUAAAGCUUACGACAGGUGUUAAGCAAAUUAACGGGACGAGCGUAACAUUUGCUACGCGUGGCUUCACAUGGGAGCGUCACUGGCCUCACGAAAUCAACAUGUUCGGGACCCCUGCUUUGAAUUAAUAAUCCGCCGCUGCCAUUUUUUUCAGCACGUCGUGGCAGAACGAGAGAGACAGUGAAAGCAGAAUGGUACAGGCAACGCGCCACGGAAAGUUUCCUUAUACUGAUCUGGAAACGGAGCUGUUUAUGCAGGAUGUCGCGAAUGCAAUGGGACCGUAAUGGAUGAACGGCGACUCCGCAGUUCGUUUCAUGCGCUCUUGUCGCAAGAAGUCUCGAUGAAGGAGUGAGAUUGAUCGAUAAGGUAAGGAUAAUAAUUAUAGCAUGCGAGCGUCGUGCGAGCUUUGCACCCAUUUCAUUGUCAUUCAAUGAAAUGCGAUAUUAGGACGUGACUGCGCAGUAAUGCGCUUAAACAGAAACUGCGGUAUAAGUGAGCUCUAUUUCCCGAUCAAUCAGCGGUUAUCAGUGGCACUUUCUGCGUUCAUAGUUGUAUUUUCCGUGACAUCAGCUCCUAACGCUUUAUUCCUGAAAAAAAAAACGAAACGUUCUCUUUCUUAAUAUCAUAAAAAGACACUAAAGGAAACACUAAAUAAAUUUAGGCUUAUAGAUAUUUUUUCGUUUGUUCUUUCAAAAGUCUAUCCGCACUUCUUUGCAACGAAAAUUGUGAUUACUCUUAUCAAAACAAAUGAAGGCCAAAUUUUGCUUGUUGAAUCUCGCGCUUUAUCGCGGUGCCGGUGACGUCAGUGCGACGUCGUGGUCUUCGUUGGCAGUUCGCGUACUUUCGCCGUUUCCGCGCAGAAAAAGUUUCCGAAAGUUGCCACGUUGAGUGCGUGGGGAGCGUACUUUCGAGCCCAGUGUACUCCUUCUUCAUAGAUUUGAGCUGCUAAGCACGAGGUCGUGGGAUUGAAUCCCGGCUACGGCGGCCGCAUUUCGACGGGGGCGAAAUGCGAAAACACCCGCGUACUUAGUUUUAGGCGCACGCUAAAGAUCCCCAGGUGGUCCAAAUUUUCCGGAGUCCCCCCCUACGGCGUGCCUCACAAUCACAUCGUGGUUUUGGCACGUAAAACCCCAUAAUUUAAGUUGAUAAGCGCUUGACUGACGCCUACUAGACUAUCUCAAAGUCAUCAAGUCACGAAGAGCUGGUGUGGGAAUUCCAACAUGGUGGCGCCACCUACCUUACGAGUCUGCACCGGUUUCUGAUUUACAGACAAUCCGACCACAAGAUCAGUGGUCUAUUUGAUGUUCUAUUAGUAAAUAAGUCUACCAGUCUACAGCCUAACCCGAUAUUUCCCUUCGGUGUUCCUUUGAUGACGGUGUUGCCAAUGUGGUGCAUCGGCUUACCUCAGUGUGCGCAGGUGGUCGCUACGAGACACGUUUGUUGAGACGCUGGCCUUUGAACCUUCUUCCCUGCCUGUACAGAGCCGCACGUGACAAUGUUUCGGACCUUCCAAGAUUUUAUCUCGGUAUAUUUGUGGACAAACUGUAUAUCGAUCAACCAUCGCCUGUAUCACUCUGAGCUUUGGUUGUUUUCUUCUCUUGUUACUAAUAUGCGAUAACCAAGUGUACGAAAUGUAGCCGCGGCUUCCUAUACAUAUUACUACAAAAAAAGAAUUAUACAUACAUCUAUAAAUAAUAUACAUAAUAUACAUAAAUCUACACAUGAAUAAAAUAUCUUUCCUUCUGUA